Molecule: messenger RNA, 204 nt
Organism: Bipolaris victoriae FI3
Lineage: Eukaryota; Fungi; Ascomycota; Dothideomycetes; Pleosporales; Pleosporaceae
Exons: 1
Coding region: 1-204 (67 amino acids)
Source: RefSeq, a predicted model, not a curated record
AUGGUGUUUCAAACAUUUGCGUUACCUCUCAAAAUACCGAUAUUGCCCUUUCUUGGCCCCAUCUUGUCUUUCAUUUACGUCACGUGCUUACAUUUGGCGGAAAGCGCAGGCUCCACCACAGCCCUUAUUCCUCCUUCGGAAUCGCUCACUGGCGAUGGAGACACAAUCACAUCAGGCCACGAUGUUGGACAAGUCUCGAAAUAG